Metarhizium robertsii ARSEF 23 is the source of this 1284-nucleotide messenger RNA. Its product is annotated as Ribonuclease H-like protein. Gene Ontology annotation, molecular function: nucleic acid binding. The transcript has a single exon. Lineage: Eukaryota; Fungi; Ascomycota; Sordariomycetes; Hypocreales; Clavicipitaceae. The record is from RefSeq and is a predicted model, not a curated record. The coding region runs from base 1 to 1284 and encodes 427 amino acids.
AUGAAGAUGCGCCACGAGUUCAUCAUCAUUACGUACCCGAGCUACAAGUCACCCAAAGCCGAGCCCAACAGGAAAGUUAUGAUCACCGCCAUCACCAAGACCGCGUCCACGUACGCCGGCAAGUUCAUCAUCAAGACCCGGGGCACAACGGCGAAGCCGAUACAGUGGGUCAAGAGAUAUCACAGCAGGAAGAGCCAUAUGGCCGACACCGAGACUGAGCUUGACACAGCGCUCACGGGCCACGACCUGAACCCGAGGAAUAGUGACGACGACGACGAUGACAGCACCCAGAGGUCGGGCUCUGAGCCGCCGUCGACCAGGAACGCGAUCCCGCACGGGCACUCCGACGACAACAUGCACAGGAACCCGGGGAUUUUUAGGGUGCCCGACCCGAGCGAGGUUGCCGGGAGGUUCAUGCAGUGCCAGGAGAAAGGGUGCAAGGUGACGUCCGGGGCCGCGGAGUUCCCCGCCAUGACGCUCAGGACUGGGUUCUCAUACUGCCUCGACCAUAUCAGAAACGAGGAGGUUACGCACAGGUCUGAGGAGAGGACCGACUUCAGCAACAUGACCCUGAUUUUCUACAACCUCGAGCUCAACAAGGACGGCGAGAUCGAGCAGAUAGGCGCGUGCACGGAGAAUAACAAGACCUUCAGCUCAUUCAUCAAGACCAGCGUGAGGGCCAACACGAGCCCGAUGCUGAGGGCGAUCCCGCAGACGUUCUGGACCAUCUUCGCCGCCCAUCCUGCUAGGGCGAUCAAGGACUUCAUCGCGUGGAUCGACUUGAACCACCAGACGAACACGGGCGGGGAUAAGAACCAGAACAACAUCAUGCUCGCGGCCCACAACGGUUCUAGCCACGACCACAUCCGGUUGAUCAGGAUGAUGAUGAAGCACGGCGUCGACCCGCCCGACUACAGGCUUACGGACACGUUGGUGUUGUUCAAGGUAAUCAAGGGCAGGAACCUGGGUGCAUCUCUCGCCGCCUUGAGGGACAGGUAUGCGCCCUGGAUCCCGCACAUCGCUCACGAUGCCGACAGCGACGCCUCCGUGUUGAGAUACGUGACCGUGAUCGCCUUUAAGGAUACCAAGCCACGCUGCUACCCGUUCGGGAUCUCGUGCGGAGAGUACACCAACCGCACUGGCAUGAACAUGUACUUGCCGUCGCCGGUGGCCACGUUCCCGGACACUUUCUCGUCUCCCGCCCGUCUCGUCGGGUUGCCCUCCCAGGACAGCGACAGUGUGAGCGUGAGCUACGAGACGGACUACAGCGAGUUCGAGUUUUAA